Messenger RNA from Cryptomeria japonica (Japanese cedar), 1813 nucleotides. Its product is annotated as rhodanese-like domain-containing protein 7. The transcript has 5 exons. Lineage: Eukaryota; Viridiplantae; Streptophyta; Pinopsida; Cupressales; Cupressaceae. Bases 86 to 1429 code for a protein of 447 amino acids. The record is from RefSeq and is a predicted model, not a curated record.
CCCUCAUCUGGAUUUGCCCCCAGGCAGGGCAUAGCUGCAGUGUUAAUUUGUAAGCGGGGGCAGGAGUAGUUUAAUAAUAGCGGGGAUGAGAGUGGGAACAAUAGCUUGCUAUACUAGCAAACUGAAGAGCAGGAGUAUGUGGGUGAGCACUCACAAGUCCAAUGAGAUGAUGAAAUACACAAGUCCAAAUAAUGUCGGCAUAAAAUUCGCCAAGCAGAAGCAGGAGCAGGUGGGAAUGGGUUAUGCUCAUUUGAGCAAUGCUCAGCCACAGUGCACUAGAGUCAGAGGUAUUAACGGUUGUGCUUCAGAGCAGGAGGACUCGGCAGGGGAUUCGAAUCCUUCUCUUGUGGUGGUGUCAUUUUACAAAUUUGCAGAUUUUCCAGACCACGCUGACAUGCGUUCUCCUCUCAGGGAGCUCUGCGAGGAAUUACGUGUUUCAGGAGGGAUAAUUCUGGCUCCAGAAGGCAUCAACGGAAGCAUAUGUGGGACACCAGAAUCGGUUGAGAAAGUCUUGUUGUUUAUUCAAGCUGAUGACCGUUUCAAGGGGUUAAGGCUGAUUGAAUCUCCCGUCAGUCCAGAGGAGGAGGCUAUUCAUCAUGGACACACUAGCAAAUCUCCUCUCGGAGCAGGUGAAGAUGCUCCCUUCCGUUGGGAUCAUGUGCGAGUAAAGCUUAAGAAGGAGGUGGUAUCUUUGGGAGUUCCAGGAAUGUCUCCUGCAAAAAAAGUGGGAAAGUAUGUGAAUCCAAAGGAAUGGAAUACUUUGAUAAGUGAUCCAAAUACGAUGGUAGUUGAUGUAAGGAAUUCUUAUGAGAUUCGAAUAGGGAAGUUUAAAGGGGCAGUAGAUCCUCAAACCUCUGCAUUCAGGGAAUUUCCAUCCUGGAUUGAGAAACGUCUUUUCAUGCACCAGUCUGACAGUGGUAUUUCACAAUGUGAAGACACCUUAAUUCCAGAGAACUCUAAGAAUGAUUUGGAUGAACAGGCAAAUCAACAAUUGUUAUCUGGAAAAAUCCCACACCGAGUCGCAAUGUACUGUACAGGGGGGAUCAGAUGUGAGAAAGCUACGAGUUUUGUUAUGAGUAAAGGAUUUGAAGAGGUGUACCAUUUGGAGGGAGGAAUUCUGAAGUAUUUAGAAGAAGUUCCACAAUCUGAGAGCCUUUGGGAGGGUGAAUGCUUUGUCUUCGACAAACGAGUUUCAGUUGAACAUGGACUGAAGCAAGGAACAUAUAAACUUUGCUAUGCCUGCAAGGAACCAGUAAGUGAUAUGGAUAUGCAGUCAACUGAGUGGGAGUAUGGAGUUUCUUGUCCUCAUUGCUACAAUACAAAAUCAGAAGAAGAGAAGGCAAGGGCAAGAGCUAGGCAACAACAAUUUGAGAUGUGGGGUGUUAUUGGAGGACCUGAUAGGGGUGUGCCUCCUCGUAAGAACAAAUAGGAUGCCCAUUUCCUCUUCUCAAGGUUGUUGGAAGUUCAGUGAGGAAGUGUAAUAAUAAUUGACUCUCAAAAUACUUUCAAUUGUCUGCAAGCUCUUUCAUCAUGGGAUGCGGAAAAAACAUGUGUGGGAUGGUUACAUAUGAUGAUAAAAGAAGUGUGGGAUGGUUACACACUCAUUGAACUUGAGUUUAUUCUAUCAGCGUUAGGCAAUUUGACUUGCCAAAAAUGAAAUUGUAUGGGGUUCAACUUAUCUUGGAUUUAUCCCUUGGCUAUGUUAAAGUAUUUAAUUUUCCAUUUAAAAAGAGAACAAAAGCUUCUCUUCAAUUUCUUUGUUAUUUUUAUAUUGUUUUUAAUAAAUUCUCCUAAAAUAUUCAAGUAUUGUCCA